AUGCUGUCGCCCGACACACCGCAGCGCGUCGAGACCGAAGGCUGUGGCGAGGCGGCUUGUUUGUCGCCGGUAGAGCGGGGUAAGGCUGUGGCCGUGGCUGCCCCCUUGCACUACCGCCACUCCGUCAAGGUCAUGCUGAAAUCCGGGGUGAACAGCACGGCUUCGGACUCGCAGAGAGAGACAUCACCCCCUUCGGAGAAGCCCAGGGUGAUGGUGCAGGGAGAGGCAUCACCCCCUUCGGAGAAGCCCAGGGUGAUGGUGCAGGGAGAGGCGUCAGCCCCUUCGGAGAAGCUCAGCGUGGUGGAACAGGGAGAGGCGUCAUCCCCUGUGGAGACGCCCAGGGUGGUGGUGUACUCCCAGACACCACAGGGCCCUCUCAAUCUUUGCCAGGAAGAGUGGCCCACUCUCGAACAAGCCUACGUACUCGAGCGACUGGAGCUCAUGCGGAUGGCUACGGUGAGGCAGAGACGAAUAAAACCCAUGGUUAUCGUGUACCCCCAGCUUGGAGGGGGAGCCGUUAAAUCUUCUAAGGGCUACUCCUUGCCUAAUGCUGCUGCACUUGCUUCUCUGCGAUGGAAGGCGCCACAAACAACAAGUGGGGUAGCAGAAGCUGGACAGCACAGCGGAACUGUGCCACCGACAACCACUGAAGGAAAGUGAAUGGAGAGCAUUGAUCUGAGAUGGUGGCAGCUGCUUUGUGAAUGGACUAAAGACUGUGGCUGCAAUGUGAAGAAUGGACUAAAGACUGUGGCUGCAAUGUGAAGAAUGGACUAAAGACUGUGGCUGCAAUGUGAAGAAUGGACUAAAGACUGUGGCUGCAAUGUGAAGAAUGGACUAAAGACUGUGGCUGCAAUGUGAAGAAUGGACUAAAGACUGUGGCUGCAAUGUGAAGAAUGGACUAAAGACUGUGGCUGCAAUGUGAAGAAUGGACUAAAGACUGUGGCUGCAAUGUGAAGAAUGGACUAAAGACUGUGGCUGCAAUGUGAAGAAUGGACUAAAGACUGUGGCUGCAAUGUGAAGAAUGGACUAAAGACUGUGGCUGCAAUGUGAAGAAUGGACUAAAGACUGUGGCUGCAAUGUGAAGAAUGGACUAAAGACUGUGGCUGCAAUGUGAAGAAUGGACUAAAGACUGUGGCUGCAAUGUGAAGAAUGCAUAUCAUGCCGAAUGUAGUAAUCACAAAUGGGUGACAACACUUUAGUUUGACAGCUAUUUCCAUUAUGACAAGAGCUCUGCUGAGAUGUGUGGACAGUGAGACCAGAUUUUAAGAUUACUUUUAAUAAAAGCAAAGAUUCUUAAUUCUUUCAUUAUUCAGCUAAAACUGGAGAAUUGCCUGUUUUGAGUCCUGUUCGUAAAAUUAUAUACAGUGUACAGUAUUGCUACAGUGACAAGACAAAGUACAUGGUGCUGACUGCCAUAUGACAAUCAAAAAGUAAAGUCAAAUUCUAAAAUUGUUAGUCACAAAGUUGAAGAUCAGGAAAUGUCUGGCUCUGACUUGAAAUUAAAUGCACACGCAGUGUUGAAUUAGAUUCAUUGCAAGAAAAGGUAAGACUCUUAGGCCAGUUAUAAACAAAAACAAAUAUACUGAUCUCAUUAGUAUUUACAAAUAUUAGUUCAUCUGCCAGAAAGAUUAAGUGUGAUGAAAUUAUUAUACUUUGUUGCCUACACCACAAGAACUUCAGUUAAGCAUAUUUAGACCACAAACUCUAAGUAGGUACAAUUUACACUCCUCCAAAUACUUUAGUGACAAGUGGUUCCCUGAAAUUGAACUCAAUUUUGGGAACACACAACAUUCACUUCUACACUACAUACAUAUACAUGGAUGUGCAUGGAUGUACUGCCAGUCUCAGAAAUGUAUGGACCUACUGAUGUAGCAGAUGAACAAUGAGACAAUGUUAGA
Schistocerca cancellata (South American locust) is the source of this 1898-nucleotide messenger RNA. RefSeq lists its product as uncharacterized. The record is from RefSeq and is a predicted model, not a curated record. The transcript has 2 exons. Lineage: Eukaryota; Metazoa; Arthropoda; Insecta; Orthoptera; Acrididae. Bases 1 to 660 code for a protein of 219 amino acids.